Molecule: messenger RNA, 5100 nt
Organism: Plasmodium gaboni
Lineage: Eukaryota; Apicomplexa; Aconoidasida; Haemosporida; Plasmodiidae
Product: putative RAP protein
Exons: 2
Coding region: 1-5100 (1699 amino acids)
Source: RefSeq, a predicted model, not a curated record
AUGCUGCCAAGGAAAAGGGUAUUUAUACAUCUAUAUAAUAACAUAUGUGGACGUUGUAUUAUUAAAGAGAAAAGAUUUUAUCAUAAAAAGAAUGGAUAUUUAUGCAAAUCCAAUCAACCAUAUGAUUACAAGAGGAGUAAAAAAGGAAAUAUCACACAAUCUAUACAAAUAAAUAAAGAAAUUUUAAAAGAAGGUAAUAAUGUAUUGGAACUUAUAAGAAUAAUUGAGAAGAAUGAAGAUCAUAUGAAUAUUAUUAAUUAUGUAACUUUUUUUCAUAGAGUUAUGCAAAUAUUAAAUAAAAAUAAACAAAUAUAUAUAAAAAAUAAAAUAUAUAUUAAUAAAAGCAUAGAACAAAAUGUAAAGAGAAUUUUUGAUUAUUUAAAAGAUACAAAUAAUAUUAUAAACAAUGUAAAUAAUUAUAAUAAAAGAUUAUUUUCUUCUUUUAUAUGGUCAUAUAGUAAAUAUUUUUCUUUCCUAAAUGAAAAGAAUGAAUAUUUUGUUUCUAUUGAAUAUAAAAAUAAAUUAUUAUUAAACGAUAAAUUUAUAAAUGAAAGUUUUCAUAAUAAUAUAAAUUAUAAUAUUCAUAAAGAUAGUAGUAUAUUACCAAAUUGUGAUAUUAUAAAAGAAAAAUAUGAAGAUAUAAAUAAAUCCUUAAUACAACCAUGUAAUAUUUCAAAUGCUAAUAUAAAUCAUAUAUUUGAAGUAAAUAAUAAAAGUACAUACAAUAAUAUAUAUAAUUCUGAUAUUAUAUAUAAAUAUUCAAUAUAUAAUAAAAUAAAUAUUGAUUUAUUAUAUUAUUAUGCUAAUCAAUAUUUACCUGUCUUAAAUCCUUCAAGAUAUGUUAUUGUGCUUUGGUCGUUUAGCAAAUUAAAUAAAGACCAUAAAAUUCUACACGAAAAGUACUAUAAAAAAAGUAUUAGUCUCAUACCCUUAUUAAAAUAUAAAGAACUUAUAAUAUUACUUUAUUCAUAUUCUUAUGUUAACUUUAGUAAUUUGUAUUUUUAUGUAAAUAUAAAAAAUUAUAUUUUGGAACAUGAAAUAUAUAAAAAAAUAAUAAGCGAAAAAAAUUAUGAAUCAUUUGUAAAUAUGUUAUUAUCUUUUAUGAAGCAAAAUAUAUUAUUCCUUGAUUUAUAUGCAAAUAUAAUUAAGUAUAUUAUUUUUCAAAAAAAGUAUGCAUUUUUUAAUCUAUUAAAUAAUCAAGAGUUGAUAACUCUUACAUAUUGUCUGUGUAAAUUUCCUAUUAUAAGGAUAUAUGAGCAACUACCAAAAAAUAUUAAUAUAAAGAAAAAUAAUAUUAAUAAGGACAGGUUAUAUACACAUCAAAUAAUUCUUUUAUAUCAAUAUUUAAAAAAUAUAAUUAUCAAAAGGUCCAAUAUGAUUUUUAUAGGACAACCAGAUAUAGAUUAUUCAUUUCUUUAUAAAUCUAUUAUUAAUAAUAAUAAUAAUAAUAUAUACACAUUAGACAAUUUAAUUUUAAUUAUAUGGUCCUUAAGUCUUAAACAUAUAUAUUCAGCAAAAUUAUUUCUAUACACAUUUAUUAAGUUAAAUUAUAUGAUAAAAAAUGAACAACUUAUUUAUAAUCAAUACAAUAUAUUAACUAAUUUUUAUUUAUCUUUUUUGUCUUUUAUAUUAGAAGAGAAUAUAUUCAUCAAUUUAUAUUUUAACAAGGAAAAUCAUCAUUACUUAAAUAUAUUAUAUCAACAUAUAGAUAUGUUUCUAUCUAAUUUUAAAGCAUGUAAGGAAACUAUAAAUAUGAAUAAACGAAAGUAUGAUGUCGAUAUAUCAAAUAUGCAAAAAAAUAUAUACGAAAUUAUAAACAAUAUAAAGUGGCCUAAUAAAAUAAAUACAAUAUUGGAGUAUAAAAAUGUGCAUAAUAUAUCUGUAGAUAUUUUAUUAUAUAAACCAAACUAUAUAUUACAAAAAAAAAAUUUAUUUAUGCAUAAUAUUAUAAAAUCUACAUAUGAUAUAUAUGAUAUAUAUGAUAUAUGUGACCAUUAUAUGUAUAACAAUAGUAGGGGAACCAAUAAAUCGUAUGAAAAUUUAAAAAGUAAUAAUAUUUUAAUUACCAUGUCGAAUAAAUAUGAUAGUAUUAAUAAAAGUAAAGAGAAAGGCAGAAUUAAAAUUUAUAAAAAUUUUAGUUCAUUAAUAAAUUCUUCAAAGGAUAAUAUAAAGGUACAAGAAAAACCACCAAAGAUAAAUAUGAACAAAAAAAAAAUGAAAAUAAUUAAUAGUUAUAAUAUUUAUAAUUAUAAAUAUAUUAAAUGUUAUUUUGGCACAAAUGUUGUAAAAUUGUCGAACAUAGAAAAGAACAAUUAUAAUAAUUUAAAAAAUAAUGAGGACAAUAAUUUAUUUACAUUUAUAGAAAAGAUAAAAAAUUUGUAUUUGAAAAAUAAUAAAGAUCAAUUGUUGUAUACAUAUAAAGAAUUACAUAAUAUAUUAGAUAUACAUAUUGUAAAUAUGAAACCAUAUGAUAUUAUAAGCUUUUUUUAUAAAUUUUCUUCUAUUCUCACCAUAUUUUAUACUAUAAAAUUUAUAGAACAUAUAAAUGAAUUGAUAAAGACAUAUUAUUAUUUCCAUAAUUUUACAUUUCUUUUUCUCAAAGAAACGAACAUCCAAAAAAAUUUAUUUAUAGACAUAUGUUGGAUAUAUUUUAGAUAUAUGAAAUUUUUAACAUAUAUAAAAAGGGAAAGAAAUCUAGAAGGAAAAUCCAUAAUUAUAAAUAAUCAUAUAUAUAAUAAUGAUCAUAGUAACAUAACAAAAAUGAAAAAAAUCAAACCAUAUAACAAUUUAUUAACACAUCAAUGUAGUAAUCAAAAUAAAAGUCAUGUACUAUUCGAUCAAUUAAAUGUUAUUGACAGUAUUUUUAAUAUGAUAAAAAAAAAAAUUAUAGAAGAUGAUAAUAUAAUAAAAGGCAUAUCUUCAAAAAAUAUGAGUUUCCUCAUUUCUAUUUUUAUAUAUUUGAAUCAUUCUGAACAUAUAAGACAAUAUUUAGAAAAGAACAAUUUUCAUGAAACUGUAUUUAGUAUUAAAGAUAUUCUAUUUAUAUUAACAGCACUAUCGAAAUGUAAUAAUAAUAUUAUUGAUAAUAAUAUUUGUAUGUGGGAUAUACAACACUUUUUUGUUAAUAAAUUUAUUGACAAUAUGAAAAAUUGUCAAGUACAAGAUUUAGUAGACUUCACCAAUUUAUGUGCACACUUAAAAAUAAAUCAAGAGCAUAUUAGUUCUAAUAUUAAAAACAAAAUAAUGUCAUACAUAUAUUGUAAAUCAAAUAAGGAAAACAAAAAUAUAGAAAAAAAAAAAUCCAUUCUUAAUAAUACAACUAUAAUGAACAUCAAUCAAGGAAAUAAUAAAUCAAUAAUAUUUAUUGAAUUAUUUGAUGAAAAACAACUAGCUUUUUUUGUAAGAAGUUGUUAUAGAAUGCAUUGUUUUGAUAAAUCAUUUUUUGAUUUAUUAUGUGAUAUAAUAUUAAAAAAAUAUCGUACCUUUCAUAUUAAUAAUUUAUGUAUUGCUUUACUAUGUUUUUCUCGUAUAUAUUGUCUCCAUAAAGCAACAAAUUUUGUGCCUAAAAAGAGAGAUAUAAAAAUAAAGGAAUUUAUAAAUAAACAUAAAAAUAAUAAAGGAGAUGAAUAUUUAGAGAAGAAUAUAUCCAUGUGUAGAUAUGAUAUACCUGUAUCUUUAAAAAAAUUAAUAAAAUAUUCAGAAAAAAAAUUGUUAUCAAAUACAAAUAUAGAUUUUUAUAAUUUAUGUUAUUUUAUGGAAAGUAUUACUCUCUUAAAAAUACAAAAUCAAAAAUUAUACCAACUAGCUGUAAAUGAAACAAUGAGAAAUAUCACUCAAAAAAUUUACAAUGAACAAGAUACUAAAAUUUUUGGAAAAAUAUUGUGGUCUUUAUCUUAUUAUCAUAAAACUGAAUUCGUAUUUUCGUUUCACAUAAUUCGUUUUAUGUUACAAAAUAAGAUAUAUAAAUAUAUAAUACCUGAAAAUUUUAUAUCCAUAUAUUUAUAUUUCAUUCAAUCUAGGGUAUAUAAUCCAAUAUUAUUUCAUAAUUUAUCUCAGGUCAUAUUAUCAAAUAUUACUUUAAAUGAUUAUUUUACACAUAAUAAAAAUAAACACGCGAAUAUAACAAAUAUAAAGUUGAAUGUGGUUAGCGAAUUAUAUGCUACUAUGUCAUGGGCAUAUGCCUUUGUAUAUAAUGACAAAUUAAAGAAAGAAGAAAGAUAUAUGUUAAAUAAAGAAGCAAAAAAUGAAGUUACUACAUAUACUUUAAAAAAAGAUGAAAAAAAAAUAUGGUAUAAAGAAAAUAUAAAUGAUGAUGAUGAUGAUGAUAAAUUAUUUAAAACUAAAUCAUAUAAUGAUGAUGACAUAAUGUAUAAUGAUUUAAAUUUUAUACAGAAAAUAUAUUCGUAUAUUUUUAAUGAAAUAAAAAUUUUAGAAAAGUAUAAUAAUCUUUCCUUUUUAUUACUUGUACGAUUUUUGUGGGGAAUAUCUGUGACCAAUCUUAUAAGUGAAUCUAUUAUAAAUUUUAUAAAUUUAUAUGACUGGAAUAAUGUAAAUAUAAAUGAACAAAAUCAUAUGCAUUUGCAUAUGAUUUUUACUUUUUGGUUAAGAGUAAAAUAUGAUCAUUCCCAUUUACAGUUGUCAAAGAGGUUUCUACAAUUAAAAGAUGAUAUUUUUUUGCUAUUACAAAAACGUGAAUUUAAAAGAAAUAAGAAUAAAAAUGAUCAUAUUUCUGGAUUCCACUUUCAAAUAUGUGAAAUAUUAGAUGACGUAAAUAUAAAGUAUGACAACGAAUACAUAACAGAAGAUCUCUUAUCAGUUGAUAUAAAACUUGAACAAAAAUGUGGUGAACAAAAAAUAGCCAUAGAAAUAGAUGGUCCAUCACAUCACCUCUUAGUUCUGAACGAAAUGGAAAAAGGGGAUCCUCAAAGGAUAAAAAAGACAUAUAUAAAAUGUGGUACUACCAUUUUCAAACAUUGGCUCCUCCGAAAAAGUGGAUGGUCAAUUAUUAACGUAACAUCAUUUGAAUGGAAUAAAAUAAAUAAAGAUGAAAAAAAGAAACAUAUAAUUGAAAAAUUAAAAGAACAUGGAAUAAUCGUAUAA